Lactuca sativa (garden lettuce) is the source of this 552-nucleotide messenger RNA. RefSeq names its product large ribosomal subunit protein eL43. Gene Ontology annotation, biological process: translation. Gene Ontology annotation, molecular function: structural constituent of ribosome. NCBI's taxonomy places the organism in Eukaryota, Viridiplantae, Streptophyta, Magnoliopsida, Asterales, Asteraceae. Gene Ontology annotation, cellular component: ribosome. The record is from RefSeq and is a predicted model, not a curated record.
GAUUCUGUCCACUAUAAAUCGUGAUUAAUGAAGAAUUUAGGGUUCAGCUCUUUAUCGCCGUGCUUUGUUUCUCUGCAAGUUUCGAACAUUCCUCAUCCGAUCUUCAGAAAUGACAAAGAGGACAAAGAAGGCCGGCAUUGUCGGAAAGUAUGGUACCCGUUAUGGUGCUAGUCUGCGUAAACAGAUCAAGAAAAUGGAAGUCAGCCAGCACAGCAAGUAUUUCUGUGAGUUUUGUGGGAAGUAUGCUGUGAAGAGAAAGGCAGUUGGAAUCUGGGGUUGCAAGGAUUGUGGGAAAGUGAAAGCAGGGGGUGCAUACACAUUGAAUACUGCAAGUGCUGUUACAGUUAGGAGCACAAUUCGAAGGCUGAGGGAGCAAACUGAGAGUUAAGUAGAAGGUUCAUCAAUGUUAAGGUCUUUCAUUUACCCUUUUAUUGUAUUAGAUCCUGAGAGAGUUUUGUUGAGUUAUUCAUGACAUGUAUUUUGUUUCAAGUAUUUUGGUUUUAUAAAUCAUGCAAAGACAUUUAGAGUUUUGGAUGUGGAUUUUGCAUUUCA